UUGGACCAGCACUUGGUAUGGCAAUCAAAACUGCCUCCGGUUUUGAUGGGAAUUCCCCGGACGGAAAGUGGCUAGGGCAAGUGCUUAGGUGCCGUCCACUCCGUGUUUCUAGGUCGUCCACAUCGGAACGUAUUGACUGACUAUACGUAGCUAGAAUGGAGCGGUCCACCUUAACUGACUGAAAGAGCAGGAAGUCGCACUUCUCUCUGCUCUCCAGCAGGAAAACGGUAGAGGCGAGUGACUGGUGCGGUGUCAAAUUCCAUGACAGCAAUAGUACAACGGACCCAUUUAAGAAGUAGUUUUGAUAUUAUGCCUUAGUUCGAGUGCUAUUUCGUAAUAGACUCACUGUUCCUGCAAAGAAGAUUUAAAAAGUUGUUAUUGAGGAGAAAUGGCGGACGUCGAGGUUGAUGUUGACGACCCGCCCAUUGCGCCCAAUAUCAUGGGCUGUCCCCUUGUCACCGUUUCGGACCUACCAAGCCCAACGGCUGCAGGUCGUAACCUGAAGGAAUGGCUACAGGAGCAGUUCAAUAAAAAGCCUGAGGAGCAGAGUGAGGAUGCACUGCUCCAUAACGCUGCCUAUGUAGGAGACCUGGACACUCUCAGGAACCUGCUGCAGGAGGACAGCUUCAAAGAGCGGAUCAACGAGAAGUCCGUGUGGUGCUGUGGUUGGUUGCCCUGCACCCCUUUGCGAAUUGCUGCCACGGCUGGUCACGGCGCCUGCGUUGCCUAUCUGAUCGACCAGGGGGCAGAGGUGGAUCUAGUAGACGUGAAAGGUCAGACGGCCCUCUACGUAGCGGUUGUAAAUGGACACUUGGAUUGCGUGACCAUCCUCCUGGAGGCUGGAGCGGACCCAAACGGUAGCCGCCACCACCGCAGCACGCCCGUCUAUCACGCCGCGCGGGUAGGCAGGGUGGACAUACUCCAAGAGCUUAUCAGGUUCCAUGCUGAUGUGGAUGUGGACCACCAGCUUGGUGCCAGGCCCCCGUUUGGCGCCGCCCGCACACUCACCACCCUAGUGGUGUGCCCGCUGUACAUCAGCGCCGCCUAUCGCCACCUUCACUGCUUCCGUCUCCUACUGUCUGCCGGCGCCCAGGCGGACUACAACUACAAUGGGCCGGUGAGCCGUGAGGCGCUGUGCAAGGGUCUGGCCUCCUGCCUGCUGGACGCUGUGCUGAGACACGGCUGCGCGCCAGCUUUCGUCAGCCUUCUGCUUGACCAUGGCGCCGAACCCAGCUUGGUAUCCUGGGAGGAGCCUCACUCAGAGGGGGCAGCCGCCGCGGGACGGGGGAUGGUUGACCCCGAAGCCCUGCAACUAUACUUAGAGGCCCGGAGAUGUCCUCGUAGACUGGCUCAUCAAUGUCGGAUCAGUAUAAGAAAAGUGUUGGGGAAGCAUCGGCUAAAACACAUCCCUUCUCUGCCUCUCCCGGACCCAAUUAAGAACUUCUUGCUUCACCAGAACUGACUGUGGGAGUCUUUGUCUGUCUUUGAUUACUGUAACACAACUGGGCUAUGACAUAUGAGUGUAAAACAUACCUGUUGUUCAUUUCCAAGUCCUUCUCCCUAAAGAGUUGCCUCCCAUCACUCCCCUAAGACUUGAGAAGGAUUGUACUCUCAUUAGAAUGGUGUAAAAUCCCUUCAAGCUCAUGCUCAUCAGUCCAUUGCUUUAAAGCAGAAGCGACAAGCUGAGCCUCUUUGUAUCCUGUGUUACUGCUGCCGCUAUAAGCACAAUUCUACUGGAAAUGCACUAAAUUCUAUUUGAUUUUACACUGAGUGAAAAUCUGAUGCUUUUACCUUAGCAGAUAGUGAAGAGAGGGAACAGGACACUCCAUUUGAAUGGGAAAUACUGGAUGUGAAUGUCCCCUGUGCACUGUGUAUCUGAGAACUGGUUUACUGCUUGUUAGCUCCGAUGUGGCCCCUAGCGUCCUCUGGCCCCCUCUGUGAGUCUCGCCUCUUGCCUUCCUUGGAAACUUCCCAUAUUAAUGUGCAAUAUAUCCAGUGAUAUUUAUUAUGUAUAAUCCCUCUCAAGAGCAGAGCUGACUGUACGAUCUGCAACGACAUAUUUAAAUUGUUGCACUUUCUUCUUGUCAUCUGUUGUUUAGCAGAACACAAUAAGUGCCACUAUUUCUCUCUUUCACUUGCUUUCAAAUUAUUUGUAAGUAAAACAUUAAGUACUA
Molecule: messenger RNA, 2174 nt
Organism: Esox lucius (northern pike)
Lineage: Eukaryota; Metazoa; Chordata; Actinopteri; Esociformes; Esocidae
Gene: asb1
Product: ankyrin repeat and SOCS box containing 1
Exons: 5
Coding region: 389-1462 (357 amino acids)
Biological process (GO): protein ubiquitination; intracellular signal transduction
Cellular component (GO): ubiquitin ligase complex
Molecular function (GO): protein binding
Source: RefSeq, a predicted model, not a curated record